CACCAGCCAAUCCCCACCGCCUUUCAAGUCGAUUUCAACUCCAUGUCGAUCGCUUUGGUCUUUAGUUCCUUCUAACCGGAAGUAAAACAAAUGCACGAGAGCCGGCCGUGACUGACUUUUUGUCUGCUCCACUUUUCAUACAUAGUGUGUUUUUUUCUUUUUUUUUCCUGUGUCUUUUGUCGGAGGGAAAGCUCUUCCUUUUUUUUAAAAGCAAUACUUGUACGUUGUGAGUGUGAAACAAUCAUUCAGAUGCAUCCCCGUGAACAUGUGUCCUGUGGAUAACUCAAAGAGAAUAGCAGUAGUUUAGGAAAGAGACUGAGACUUUGUUCGUUCUGCGAGUCUGGGAACCAGUUGAUUGUCGUGGAGCGGAUGGAACGCGGCCCCGGGAAUCCGAAAGCGGCGCCCGGAUCCGAAGCCGAAGCUGGCUGUGGCUGCUAUGGAAACGGGAGGGCGCGUGAGCAACCGUCCAGUCUCCAGCUCAGCCCGGCGGAGCCCAGCCUGGCGAGAUCCCGCUGGAAAAUGCUGCAGCGGGUGCUGAAACAGAAGAGCAUAGAUCAAGAAAAUCUGCUGCAGAUUUCUACCAGAAGAUGUUUGACUUUCAACAUAUUUUCUACAAAUGUGUUGAAGAAACUGGAGUCAGAUUCUGAUAAUGAAAUGUGGGUUGAAUAUGCGUGCAUUCCCUAUCCACAGUAUAGGGUGUAUUUAAGACACAGUGUUGGCCCUCUGAAUGUUGAAGAUGUUCUCACCAGUUUUGACAACACAGGAAAUGUCUGUAUCUGGCCUUCAGAGGAGGUUUUGGCUUAUUACUGUAUAAAACAUAAUAAUAUGUUUAGAGGCCUUGCAGUUUGUGAGCUGGGAGGUGGAAUGACAUGCUUGGCUGGGCUCAUGGUUGCUAUUUCUGCAGAUGUCAAAGAACUUCUAUUAACUGAUGGGAAUGAAAAAGCCAUCAAAAAUGUUAGUGACAUUAUUGAAAGAAACAAAAAGCAUGGACUAUUCAGGUCUUCUUCUGUUUCAAGCCGCAUAAUGCGAUGGGAUAAUGAGAUGGAUGUGUCUCCUAUGGAAGGACAUUUUGAUGUUAUUAUCUGUGCUGACUGUUUGUUUCUGGACCAGUACAGAGCAAGCCUUGUCGAUGCAAUGAAGAGAUUACUCAAACCUAAUGGAAAAGUGCUUGUGUUUGCCCCUCAGAGAGGCAAAACUUUAAACCAGUUUUGCAGUCUUGCAGAGAAAGCUUGUUUAACUGCCCAAAGGCUUACGAAUUACGACGACCACGUUUGGAACUUUCAUCUGAAGGUCAGAGCUCGAUGA
This is a messenger RNA of Rhincodon typus (whale shark), 1305 nucleotides long. It is a transcript of the gene camkmt, whose product is annotated as calmodulin-lysine N-methyltransferase. The record is from RefSeq and is a predicted model, not a curated record. The transcript is spliced from 10 exons. NCBI's taxonomy places the organism in Eukaryota, Metazoa, Chordata, Chondrichthyes, Orectolobiformes, Rhincodontidae. Bases 370 to 1305 code for a protein of 311 amino acids. Gene Ontology annotation, cellular component: cytoplasm. Gene Ontology annotation, molecular function: calmodulin-lysine N-methyltransferase activity.